This is a messenger RNA of Marchantia polymorpha subsp. ruderalis, 3610 nucleotides long. The record is from the annotation of a GenBank genome assembly. Lineage: Eukaryota; Viridiplantae; Streptophyta; Marchantiopsida; Marchantiales; Marchantiaceae.
UGCCUUGUGUCAAUUAUCUUUGCGACUGAGAUUGGGGAGCAGAAGCACAAUGUAUUGGGCUGGAAUUCUUUCUGGGGUCUUACUCUCGAACCUUGUUCUCUCCCCGGUCCUCUCGCAGUCUACUGGGGCUUCUCCAGAAGGAUUCAUAAGCAUCAGCUGUGGCGGCCUGAGUGGAGUAGACCCUAUCACCUCACUCGAGUGGAUCACUGAUGAAUCUCAUCUGCAGUCAUUCGAAAGUCUUUCUCAAGAGAAGGUGAUCAUCACCGCCGACGUUUAUUACAUCGAGAGCUCACUGAGCGUGCCGAAUGGCGAACAGUUGCAAAGUGCUCUGGUGUUUCUUCCCAUCCAACUGACACGCUCGAAGUUUUGCUACAACUUGCCAAUUGCAUUUAACGCAACUGAAGGAUCACGAAAUUAUCUUCUUCGAGCAAUGUUUCCCAGCCAAAAUUUGACUGUGAAUGGAACUGCAUUAUCGGGAUACACCACUCGGUUCUACCUUACUGUAGAUUCCACCUACAUCACCACAAUCGAGCUACUGCCAUCUAUGCCGCAGACAAUCGAGCUGGUCGUCUCUUCAAUGGAUGAAAAAUUUUACGUUUGUCUCGUGCCCUUGGAAGACAAGUCCUCAAUGCCAGCUAUCUCAACUCUGGAGUUGCGUCCGUUCAAUCUACAUACCUAUGGCAGAUCUGGUCAGUCGGAAGACAAGCAACAGUCGAGCUAUCUCAUGCUGGUUGAUCGUAUGGACUUUGGAGGAAAACUUGACACUGAGUCGCCUCCUCUCAGGUAUCCCGCAGACCCUUUCGAUCGUAUAUGGUCGUCCCCACGAAUUCCCGAAGGAGCGCAGUUUGAGGCUUACAACAGGACCGAAGAUGCAAACCUUGGGUAUGGCGGGUACAGAGUUCGCUUCCCUAUUGCAGUUAUGAGAUCGAUAUGGAGGGGAAAUAAUAUAACGUCCUCCAUUCACUUUGAGGUUGAUGUGAAGAGUGCUAGAGCCCUCCGUCCACUACCAACAAUCUGGUUCCAGAUGUUAUGUUCAAACGUAGUUUCUGGAGAUGAGAAUCCUCAUCAAUACGCCCAAAUAUUCGACGGUGAUACAACUUGGUCCUGGGAAACGUCAGAGGUACCCGGUUCUCCCGAUUAUAUAUCUUUUUCGAGCUACGACCAGGUCAUCCGUAGCGAUUCGUUUACAAUAACAAUCUACCCAAAUGAAACCACAGAAGCACCUGUUCUGGUAAAUGCAGCCGAGAUUCAUGACACAGCUGGCGAUCCGUGCUUGCCAGUUCCUUGGAACUGGCUAGUCUGUAGCAUCGAGUUGCCCCCUACAAUAACCCAAAUAAAUCUUACUGGCGAAGGUGUGGCCGGUGUAGUGCCUACUGAACUUGGAAAUCUGAGUCAAUUGACGAUUUUGGAUCUGUCUGAAAACAAUUUCAACGGGUCUUUCCCGUAUUCUCUCAAAAGAAUUCGCACUCUCAGAGAACUGAACUUGGGACACAACAAGCUGUCUGGAGAACUACCAAUAUUCAGUCCAAGAUCACUUGACAAUCUGGAAAUGCUUUCACUGUCGAGCAAUUUGUUCAGAGGGACACUGGAUUCAUUGAUGGAAGCUUUAGACGAAUCGAUUAAAAACUUAGACCUCAGCAAUAACAAAUUCGUCGAAGCCGUACCUAGGAAUAUAGAAAAGCUAGAAAACUUGGAGAAUUUGGAUAUGUCCAACAACCAAUUGUCGAGCGUGUUAGCAGUCAAUUUCAAAAAACUCAGGAAUUUGAAAAAUCUGAACCUGAGCUUUAAUAAUCUGAACGGUACAGUGCCUGACAGCAUCUGGAACAGUCGCAAUCUUCAAUUUGUGAAUUUAAGAAACAACAGCUUUGUGGAAUUAAAUCUUACAACAUGGUAUAAGACUGUCGCCGAAGGAAAGAGUCUCGACGCUCCUGGAAUUCAGCUGCGUUUGACUGGAAAUCAAAUACACAGCAUUAUCUCACCGAGCCUUCAAACUUUAGAGAGUAUAAUAGUAACGCCACCUUCACUCUAUGAGCAGCUGCUCUCGAUACAGUCUCCACAAACUUUUAUUAUGCUUGGAGGUAAUCCGUGGUGCCUAAAUGAUAAUGACGGAGCGAAUUUAGUAUUCAUCAAAAAGUACAUGUGCCGAUCUGACGAGCAUGAGAACUUCUGGCCGUCCCCAUCAAACGAUGGUGUCCAAACAGGAGUACUAAUUGCCGUAGGCGUGGUAUCUGGAAUAUUCGUGUUACUUAUGAGUUGUUUAGUCAUAUUCUUCACGUGUAAAAUGCGAAGACGUAGUCGUGAACUUCAACAGAUACAGGAAGCUUUAGCAAAAGAGAACGUGAAGCCUCCAUUUUUCAGCUACGUUGAACUCAAAACGGCUACACACAGUUUCUCAAGUUCCAACGAGUUAGGAAAAGGUGGAUUUGGCACUGUUUUCAAGGCUCAACUAGCAGAUGGGAAUGUUGUUGCUGUGAAGAGACUCACUCCGACAAAGCAGAGUACGUCGGACUUUUUGAAAGAAAUGGUAAACAUCUCGGGUAUCAAACAUAGACAUCUGAUUCAACUCAAGGGAUGUUGUGUAAGGGACAAUCACCAACGAAUGCUGAUUUACGAAUACGCGGAGAACAAGAGCCUCGCAGAGACACUGUUUGGUUUAGGUCUUAAAUGUGCGGCCGUCUUGAACUGGAAACAACGUUACAACAUAUGCUUGGGAAUAGCCCAUGGACUUGCGUACUUACAUGAAGGAUUGCAGCCGGGUAUGAUUCACAGAGACAUAAAGCCGGAAAAUAUUCUUCUGGACAAGAAUUACAACGCAAAGAUUGCCGACUUUGGACUCGUCCGGCCCGCUAAUGAUACAAAUGACACUCUAAUCACCAUGAACAUUGGAGGAACGAGGGGCUACUUUUCACCAGAGUAUGCACUAGAAGGCGUCGUAUCCGAGAAACUGGAUGUGUAUAGCUUUGGUGUUGUCUUGCUGGAAAUCGUUGCUGGAAGACCGUGCAUCGAUCUGAAGUUGCCACAGGAACAAAGUAUUCUACGCUCCUGGGCUAGAACGUUGUACACGGAAGGCAAGGUUUUGAACUUGGUCGAUAAAAGAUUGGAGGGCGAUUAUGACGAAGAAGAAGUCCUGCUCGUGGUGAACAUGGCUCUGUCUUGUUUGCAAACAGAUCCCAAGAAACGCGCAACGAUGUCUCAACUGGUGAACGUCCUCAUGAAGAACUCAAAUGCAAGUGUAGCUGUGGACAUCGUCAACGAGCUAAAAUUCCAGACACCAAACUUGCGGAGCAUACCAGAGGACGAACACACCGUGAAUUCCUAUGCUGGUAACAGAGGCGUUGUAGGAGAAUCAGAUGAACUUUCUUUAAUAUCAUCAUUUGCCAACACUUCACAAGUAUCGGUUGUGGUGCCUCGAUAGUGCGUAUAUGAUGUCAUGCAGUAUCUCAAGUACCUAGACUAGGUCGUCUGUACCCUACGUUCUGUCCCAGAUAUCUCAGUUGACAUUACCUUUGCGUGUGAUCUUGAGCCAUUGACGAAGGGAGAUUAGUCUACUAUUUCUUAUCCAAGAUUUACAGUACGUGAGUUCAGCUGAAGACUAGUCCAUUUACACGGA